Molecule: messenger RNA, 3132 nt
Organism: Oncorhynchus keta (chum salmon)
Lineage: Eukaryota; Metazoa; Chordata; Actinopteri; Salmoniformes; Salmonidae
Product: adhesive plaque matrix protein-like
Exons: 3
Coding region: 1-3132 (1043 amino acids)
Source: RefSeq, a predicted model, not a curated record
AUGACCUCCGGCGAAAUACGCACCACUACACACCAGUACGCACCAGUACACACCAGUACGCACCACUACACACCAGUACGCACCAGUACGCACCACUACACACCAGUACGCACCAGUACACACCAGUACGCACCACUACACACCAGUACGCACCACUACACACCAGUACGCACCACUACACACCAGUACGCACCAGUACGCACCACUACACACCAGUACGCACCACUACACACCAGUACGAACCAGUACGCACCACUACACACCAGUACGCACCAGUACACACCAGUACGAACCAGUACGCACCAGUACACACCAGUACGCACCACUACACACCAGUACGAACCAGUACGCACCAGUACGCACCAGUACGCACCAGUACGCACCACUACACACCAGUACGCACCACUACACACCAGUACGAACCAGUACGCACCAGUACGCACCAGUACGCACCAGUACGCACCACUACACACCAGUACGAACCAGUACGCACCAGUACACACCAGUACGCACCAGUACACACCAGUACGCACCAGUACACACCAGAACGAACCAGUACGCACCAGUACGCAUCACUACACACCAGUACGCACCAGUACGCACCAGUACGCACCAGUACGCACCACUACACACCAGUACGCACCACUACACACCAGUACGAACCAGUAUGCACCAGUACACACCAGUACGCACCAGUACGCACCACUACACACCAGUACGCACCAGUACACACCAGUACGAACCAGUAUGCACCAGUACACACCAGUACGCACCAGUACACACCAGUACGCACCAGUACACACCAGAAUGAACCAGUACGCACCAGUACGCAUCACUACACACCAGUACGAACCAGUACGCACCAGUACGCACCAGUACACACCAGUACGCACCACUACACACCAGUAUGCACCACUACACACCAGUACGAACCAGUACGCACCAGUACGCACCAGUACGCACCAGUACACACCAGUACGAACCAGUACGCACCAGUACGCACCACUACACACCAGUACGCACCACUACACACCAGUACGCACCACUACACACCAGUAUGCACCACUACACACCAGUACGCACCACUACACACCAGUACGCACCACUACACACCAGUACGCACCACUACACACCAGUACGCACCAGUACACACCAGUACGAACCAGUACGCACCAGUACGCACCACUACACACCAGUACGAACCAGUACGCACCAGUACGCACCAGUACACACCAGUACGCACCACUACACACCAGUAUGCACCACUACACACCAGUACGAACCAGUACGCACCAGUACGCACCAGUACGCACCAGUACGCACCAGUACACACCCGUACGCACCAGUACGCACCAGUACACACCAGUACGCACCAGUACGCACCAGUACACACCAGUACGCACCAGUACGCACCAGUACACACCAGUACGAACCAGUACGCACCAGUACGCACCAGUACACACCAGUACACACCAGUACACACAGGUACGCACCAGUACGCACCAGUACACGCCAGUACACACCAGUACGCACCAGUACACACCAGUACACACCAGUACGCACCAGUACACACCAGUACACACCAGUACGCACCAGUACGCACCACUACACACCAGUACGCACCAGUACACACCAGUACGCACCACUACACACCAGUACGCACCACUACACACCAGUACGCACCACUACACACCAGUACGCACCAGUACGCACCACUACACACCAGUACGCACCACUACACACCAGUACGAACCAGUACGCACCACUACACACCAGUACGCACCAGUACACACCAGUACGAACCAGUACGCACCAGUACACACCAGUACGCACCACUACACACCAGUACGAACCAGUACGCACCAGUACGCACCAGUACGCACCAGUACGCACCACUACACACCAGUACGCACCACUACACACCAGUACGAACCAGUACGCACCAGUACGCACCAGUACGCACCAGUACGCACCACUACACACCAGUACGAACCAGUACGCACCAGUACACACCAGUACGCACCAGUACACACCAGUACGCACCAGUACACACCAGAACGAACCAGUACGCACCAGUACGCACCACUACACACCAGUACGCACCAGUACGCACCAGUACGCACCAGUACGCACCACUACACACCAGUACGCACCAGUACACACCAGUACGAACCAGUAUGCACCAGUACACACCAGUACGCACCAGUACGCACCACUACACACCAGUACGCACCAGUACACACCAGUACGAACCAGUAUGCACCAGUACACACCAGUACGCACCAGUACACACCAGUACGCACCAGUACACACCAGAAUGAACCAGUACGCACCAGUACGCAUCACUACACACCAGUACGAACCAGUACGCACCAGUACGCACCAGUACACACCAGUACGCACCACUACACACCAGUAUGCACCACUACACACCAGUACGAACCAGUACGCACCAGUACGCACCAGUACGCACCAGUACGCACCAGUACACACCAGUACGAACCAGUACGCACCAGUACGCACCACUACACACCAGUACGCACCACUACACACCAGUACGCACCACUACACACCAGUACGCACCACUACACACCAGUACGCACCACUACACACCAGUACGCACCACUACACACCAGUACGCACCAGUACACACCAGUACGAACCAGUACGCACCAGUACGCACCACUACACACCAGUACGAACCAGUACGCACCAGUACGCACCAGUACACACCAGUACGCACCACUACACACCAGUAUGCACCACUACACACCAGUACGAACCAGUACGCACCAGUACGCACCAGUACGCACCCGUACGCACCAGUACGCACCAGUACACACCAGUACGCACCAGUACGCACCAGUACACACCAGUACGCACCAGUACGCACCAGUACACACCAGUACGAACCAGUACGCACCAGUACGCACCAGUACACACCAGUACACACCAGUACACACAGGUACGCACCAGUACGCACCAGUACACGCCAGUACACACCAGUACGCACCAGUACACACCAGUACACACCAGUACGCACCAGUACACACCAGUACACACCACUGGACCACGGGGUCGGAGGUCAAAAGACAGCUUACACUCAGGGACCCCCAGUUGUUCCAGAGGUAG